AUGACUCGAAAACGCGCCCAGUUUUCCCCGAGGGUGAUCAGCCAAAUGGUCAUACUUGCAAUAUGCCGUUUCGCUGAACCAGUAGCAAUGACCUCCGUCAGUCCAUACCUUUACUACAUGAUCGCUCACUUUGGGGUCCCACAAGAGGAGAUUGCCAAUUUGAUGGCCAUCGCUGCAAGGUGUUUUUCCGGACUAGUGAAUGGGAACGUGGGUAUUGUACGGACUAUGAUUGCAGAAAUGGUUCCUGAAAAAGAGUUACAACCCCGUGCAUUUUCCCUGAUGCCUCUUAUAUGGACUACCGGGUCGAUAGUUGGCCCUGUACUUGGCGGAUUUUUAGCAGAUCCUAUCACGAAUCAUCCCAGUUGGUUUAGUGGAAAGCCUCCUGCCUUCUUUAAAAAGUUUCCAUUUUCCCUUCCAAACAUCGUCGCUUCGAUGUUUUUCGUGAUCGGUUUGACAACAGGCAUUCUUUUUCUAGAUGAAACUCUUGACACCAUGAGAGAUAAGCCCGAUGUAGGUCGCAGAUUUGGGGGUAAGAUCAUCAAGUACUUCAGGUCAAGGUCCCAUAAUCAUAAAGAUAUCGCGGAUGAAACCACAUCUCUGCUUCAAAGUGAGAGCUCGUCCGUAUUAAAUGAAGAGAUUACUACCACACAAAGACAACAAGCCUCAAAGCCUCAAAGUGCUCCUCCUAUACGUGAUGCCUUCACAUUCCAGUCCUCCAUCAACCUGCUUGUUUACUGCCUCUUGGCUUUGCAUUCAAUCACCUUUGAUCAAAUGCUCCCUGUACUUAUGGCCUACCCGCCUGAAGACCCAGAAAAUAGGUUUCUGCCCUUCAAAUUCGCUGGUGGCUUUGGUAUGAGUUCUUCGCAAGUUGGAUUCUUCUUCUCGAUAUACGGGGUGAUCGGUAUGGUGAUGCAGAUCUUUAUAUUCCCCCCGAUCACGAAUAAACUAGGAGCACUCCGCUGCCUAAUAAUUAGCUCUUUUGCGUUCCCGGUUAUCUACCUCCUCACUCCCUUUGCUGUGAUUCUUCCCGAGAAGUUACAACAACCAGCGAUAUUUGCAUUAUUGAUGGUCAAGAGCAUGGCGGGAAUAUUUGCAUUCCCUUGCAGCACAAUAUUAUUAACAAACUCGUCUCCAACUUUGCGUCUUCUCGGAACACUCAACGGAAUUGCCGUGACCUUAGCUGCUAUGGGAAGGGCUGUUGGUCCAGCUGUUGGGGGACUUACUUUCAGCUUGGGCCAAAGGAUUGGCUACCUCAUCCUUCCGUGGUGGGUACUUUCAUUAGUAACAUUUGUUGGGGCGCUACCUGUUCUUCUUUUGGUUGAAGAUGAAAGUUUCGCUGGUGAUAAAAAGAAGGCAGCGGCUGUGGAGGAGGGUGAGAGGGAGGAGGGGGAAGGGGAAACGGAGGGACCGGUCUUGAAGUGA
This is a messenger RNA of Morchella importuna, 1422 nucleotides long. RefSeq lists its product as uncharacterized. Gene Ontology annotation, molecular function: transmembrane transporter activity. NCBI's taxonomy places the organism in Eukaryota, Fungi, Ascomycota, Pezizomycetes, Pezizales, Morchellaceae. The coding region runs from base 1 to 1422 and encodes 473 amino acids. The transcript is spliced from 11 exons. Gene Ontology annotation, biological process: transmembrane transport. The record is from RefSeq and is a predicted model, not a curated record.